CUGCUCACUGCUGGUAUUCUGGUGGUGCCCAAGCUCGUGAAUUUAACGUCGUUCUUGGCUCAGUCAAUCUUUUACUCUGGCGGUACUCGUAUCACUACCCGCAAUGUCCGUGUACAUGGAAGUUACAACGACUGGACUCUUGCCAAUGACGUUGCUGUGAUCAUCAUCAACCGCGUUAACUACUCCAAUACCAUUAGGAACAUUGGCCUAGCAAGCGGAAGCAACCAAUACGUUGGAUCAUGGGCCACGGCUUCAGGAUUCGGCAAAACCAGCGACAGUUCUGGAGCGUCUUCGACCAUGAGACACGUAAACUUGCAAGUUAUUACCAAUGACGUGUGCAGACGUACUUACGGAAACAUGAUUGGAUCGUCUAUCAUCUGUGUUGCUACUCCCAACGGACGCAGUACCUGCGGAGGAGACUCCGGUGGUCCCCUGGCUAUUAGUAACACAUUGAUCGGAGUUUUGUAUCUUUCGGUCAUCGUGAUGGGUGCACUCGUGGACACCCCGCCGGUUUCGCUAGAGUCACAUCCUACAACUCAUGGAUCCGAUCCAUCUAAUCUGCUAACAUAG
Molecule: messenger RNA, 570 nt
Organism: Danaus chrysippus (African queen)
Lineage: Eukaryota; Metazoa; Arthropoda; Insecta; Lepidoptera; Nymphalidae
Source: the annotation of a GenBank genome assembly